Molecule: messenger RNA, 1464 nt
Organism: Aspergillus pseudotamarii
Lineage: Eukaryota; Fungi; Ascomycota; Eurotiomycetes; Eurotiales; Aspergillaceae
Product: major facilitator superfamily domain-containing protein
Exons: 13
Coding region: 1-1464 (487 amino acids)
Biological process (GO): transmembrane transport
Cellular component (GO): membrane
Molecular function (GO): transmembrane transporter activity
Source: RefSeq, a predicted model, not a curated record
AUGGCGACGACCAAAAACAGUGUGGUGAUUGAACAACGCCCUUCGAAUGAUGAGAGCCACCAAAUUGCAAGAAGUCGAGUAUGGGACAGCCCAAUUUUAUCCAAACUCUGUAGAGACAGAGAGCAUCUGGUGGUUCUUAAAAUUGAUUUUUUGCUGUUGACAUGGGCAUUUGUUUCUGGCUUGACUAAGGACAUGGACCAGUCUGCAACUACCCAAGCAUACGUUUCAGGAAUGAAGGAAUCUCUCAAUCUUUAUGGCAAUGAACUGGUGGAAUUUACGACAUUCUUCUCUAUAGGAUACGCUAUAGCAAUCGUGCCGCAUGCUAAUGCUCAUUGCAGCACAUUUGCCGCAAAGAACGCAAGGACUGUAUAUGCAUUGAGAUUCUUUUUGGGAGUUUUUGAGUCCACGUCUUGGCCAGGACUUGCCAGUCUGCUGUUUAAUUGGUAUACUCCCCAAGAACUGGGAACACGCCUGGCAAUCUUCGGUGUCAGUGGCACAGCAGGCAAUAUGUUCCUUGGGAUUCUCCAGGCAGCCUUAUACAAGAACCUAGAUGGCGCAGCCGGACUGCAAGGAUGGCAAUGGCUGUUCAUAGUCACGGGUUGUAUGACGAUGGCAUGGGGCAUGCUUGGCCUGUUUAUUAUCCCCGAUUCUCCAAGUAUUACACGGGCAUUGUGGUUAACCAAACGCGAACGCAGAAUUGCUGUAGACCGCAUGGCAAGCUACGGGAUUAAGACGAACGAACUUGUCAAUCGGCAAGUUGUUAUGGAGAAAAUUCGUGCUCUCCUGAAAACGCCAUUGAGCUGGCUCUAUAUCGCUGCGUAUCUUCAGUAUGCAUGGAGUCAGAGGUGCAAUUCGUAUUUUCUAUUAUACCUAAAGGGCCUGAAAAAUGACAACGGUGAACAGUUAUAUAGCACAUACACUGUCAACCUUAUUCCCUUGGGCGGAUACGCAAUCUCAAUCGUCACCAAUGUCGGCCUCAAUUAUUUGAGUGACAAGAAGCAAUGGCGAUGGCAAGUGGCUGUCUUUGCAGCACUGCUGCAAGUCCUCUGUUGUUCUGUCUUAUCUGCUUGGCCCGAUUCCACACCGACAGUCAUGGCCUUCUACUUCAUGACCUUUGCUACCAGUGGAUGGGGAUAUGCACUACUCGCUUGGAUCGGUGAGAUCCUUCGCAAAGAGCCCGAGAUCCGAUCAAUCCUCGUAGCCCUAACCGUUACGCUUGUGUGCUUCGCUAAUUUCAAUUUUAAAACAGAUGUCGGCCAUGCGACAAUUCCACUUCGUAUUUGGAGAACGUCGGAUAGUCCGCGACAUAAGGAAAUUUUGGAAAAUGUGAAUGCUUUUCAGAAUUUUGAGUAUAACUUGAUCUCGAUUUUCUCUCUGAUCUACUGCAAGUAUGUAAUUUCCGUUCUCGCACAGCCGGUGAGGCCUGGGCUUCAUUUUGACGAGAAUAUUAAUGGACACCCUUAG